AUGCCUAUGGAAGCCGAGCCCGGAGACGACUACGUACGUCGUAUAGCGGAUUACAUCCGUACACACGGAGCCGGACUCGCUGCCGCGGCCCCCAUCCAACGACGGCGCGCGAGGACGGCCCCGUCGUCUGAGACCUCUGUCUUCAAUCCGCUAGGCUGGUUCGCCUCAGACCCCUCUGCUGCGGCGAACGUCAAGCCCGUCAUCCUUGGCUUCGAUCCCCACCACCUAUUCUACCUCCUUAUGCGCCUUGAAGCCCUGAGCUACAAUGUCGGGUCACUGGACAUCAAGGUGGACGACCCCGCGCGGCCGAUGAACUAUGUGGAGAUUCCUGUGCAUAGGGACAAGUCCGACGCCCUCUCCCUCACAUCUCUCCGCUCUUCACUCUCCGUCGUCUCGCGGCUGUCACUCGGCGGCGGCUGGUUUGGUCGUCCGCCACCACCUAGUCUUGACGCAGAGUUGAAGUUCAUCUUCAGCAGCUUCACCAUCCUCCCCGCCCUGUCUCUUCACGCCCCCGAACCUAAGAUCAUCUCCGAACUUGCGAACGAGCCUCCUAACGAGAACGCCCUGCCCCUCGAUGUGUUCAAGAACGUGCAAAACCUCCAGUGCGUCGAUAUUGACCCCCGGACGCUCCUGGGAUGGGAUCGCUUGGCGGAGGGCUUGCGAAGCUUAACGGUCAAGCGGAGUGGGAUGGAAGAUGUCUCGGACAUCUUCAUCGCGGCAGUAAAGGAGGACGAAGGGAGGAGAGAGGGCCGCGUGAGUUCCAUGAAGUCGAGGCGUUUCUCUCGAAGGGCGUCGCGCCAGUCGUCAUUCCACAGCACGCAGCUGCCCGAGGCUGUCAAGGAAGAGGAAGAAGACGACGAGCAGAUGGCCGAUGGAGAGCCUACCACACCCAAGGCCACUCCCCCUGCCCCUCUACCCUGGCGCAAGUGGGGCCAACUGCGACACCUAUCGCUUGCCGACAACUCCCUCACCUUUCUUCCGACAUCCUUUCUACCAUGCCUCACGUCCCUCACGCACUUCGACCUAUCUUCCAACCUGCUCGUUUCCGUUCCUCCCGGUCUGUCAUCCCUGUAUAAUCUGGUAUACCUCAAUCUCUCCGACAACAUGAUCGACUCCGUCUUGGGCAUAUACACUAUGCUCGGUGGAGUCACGACCCUCAUUCUCUCCCACAACCGACUAGAGUCUAUAUGCGGUCUCGAGCGGUUGUUCAACCUCGAGCGGGUGGACCUUCGGCACAAUUUCGUCGAGGAAAGCUCUGAAAUCGGACGACUCGCCGCGCUCCCCAACAUUGCCGACGUAUCGAUCGAGGGUAAUCCACUCGUGGAAAUCGAGGACGACUACCGAAUACGCUGCUUCGACUACUUUGCAAAGGAGAAGAAGAACGUCCUGCUCGACGGGUCUCCCCCCGGUUUCUACGAGAAACGGUUCCUUACCUCGCCUCCAUCUGAGCAGAUGUCAUCCUCGCGACCGUCGUCAGUUGCGUACUCCCCCCCUGUUGUCGCCGUCGGGAGCCCUUCGAAGAUCAAUGGGGCGCCCACCUCUUCACCCCAGGCCGCUUCGAGCUCCCCGGGGUCUUCGCACCCAGGGUCUCCUCAUCUGGCUCCAGGCCCUGUUCGCGGACGGAAGAAGCGCAACAAGCGUAUUGUCGACCUCGACGGUGGUAACGGUGGCAGCGAUGCCGCAAGUGUUAUCAGCUCGCGGCCUUCGCGCACUGUCAGUCCGACGAAGAAAUCCACUAUCGCGCCGUCCGAGCCGCCCUCGUUGCCCGUGUCCGCACCCACCCAGAUCCCUCUAGCUUUCUCCCCACGGUCACCCCUGCCGAGUUCAUUCGCAGCCCACACCCCGCAGCCCACGGCCAUCUUGAAGCCCAAAUCGCGUCACAGCCGGCACAUGACAGAGCUCGCCCCCUCAUCCCACAGCCCCUCGCCAUCAGACGCGCCGUCGUUCUCACCGACGUCACCUACGAACGUCCGCUCAGUCGCGCAGCGCAAGUCAUCGACACUGUCGCGUGCUCAGGCGCGGCGCGCACGAGUUACCGCGUCCGUGUACGAACCGAGUACGCCCGGGAUGGAGGAGGACGGGAUGGAGAACGGGUUCCGUGAGGCGGACGCGUUCCGUGCGCGCAUCGAAGCGCUUCGCUCCGAUAUGGGCGAAGGUUGGUUGAAGGUGCUCAACCAAUCGCACCUCGGGUCACCCCCAGCAGGUCGCCCGGCGUCGCCUCUAUCGCACAGCUAG
Molecule: messenger RNA, 2235 nt
Organism: Epithele typhae
Lineage: Eukaryota; Fungi; Basidiomycota; Agaricomycetes; Polyporales; Epitheliaceae
Product: L domain-like protein
Exons: 1
Coding region: 1-2235 (744 amino acids)
Cellular component (GO): cytoplasm
Molecular function (GO): protein kinase binding
Source: RefSeq, a predicted model, not a curated record